AUGGUAGCCCGUCUAGUAGUCCUUUGCGAGUAUGCCAUUGUAAAUCAGUUCAAUACAGUUUUUGCUAAUGAUUCCUCAACAAUCAUAUCAUUGCCUGUCAAUCUCAAGGCACGUUUAUUUACUUUACUUUCACAUCGUGGUUUGCUAACUGACGAUAAUCUCUCGUUUUUACUCAAUUGCCGAACACGCACAUUCGACUUUCGUGAGUGUGCGGAUAUAACCGAUCGAUCACUGCUGAUAAUGGCACGUUAUUCAUUAAACUCAUCGACUGAACGAGAUGAUUCAACAAAGUCGGCAUUAAAUCCAACUAUACUCCAUUUUCGUUGUGCAAAUGUGACCGAUUAUGGUGUAGUACAAUUUGUUCAACGAUAUCCAUCGCUGAGAAAAAUUCGUUUACAAAACUGUUCGCAAAUCACCGAUGAAAGCGUUAUUACUAUCGGUACGCGUUGUUCACAUUUAUUAGAACUUGAUUUAACAGGUUGUUUACAAAUAACCGAUCGAGGUGUGGAUGCUCUCCGACAAAUAACUCAUCUUCGAUCGCUAGCCUUGUCACAGACGCACAUUACAGAUGAAGCAUUGAUAUCGAUCGGCCAAUCAGCGUACAAUCAAACAUUGAAUGAAAUCAAUUUAAAGAAAUGUGCUGAGAUUACUGAUGAUGGUUUUCUUUUUCUACUACAACAUUGUCCGAAUUUGAGCACAAUUGGAUUUACUCAAUGUCCGAAAUUAACCGAACGCUCCCGACAAAAUAUUAACCCACAGACACACCAAUUCUCCUAUCUGGUUUGGUCCAUUCCGGUUUGA
This is a messenger RNA of Adineta ricciae, 801 nucleotides long. NCBI's taxonomy places the organism in Eukaryota, Metazoa, Rotifera, Eurotatoria, Adinetida, Adinetidae. The record is from the annotation of a GenBank genome assembly.